This is a messenger RNA of Monosiga brevicollis MX1, 1251 nucleotides long. RefSeq lists its product as uncharacterized. The transcript has a single exon. NCBI's taxonomy places the organism in Eukaryota, Choanoflagellata, Craspedida, Salpingoecidae. The coding region runs from base 1 to 1251 and encodes 416 amino acids. The record is from RefSeq and is a predicted model, not a curated record.
AUGGCGACAAAUGCAGGGCCUAUGACGGAUGCUGCCGUGCCACGGAUACAGACGAGUGCUGCUUGGAUUGAUGAGGCAGAUACAGCAUCCAUGUCGGUGCCAGCUUCCCCCAUGGUCUCUGAUGCUGAUGAUGAGGCGCCUUUACAGCAAGAGGCGCGAGGCUCGGUGCAAACAACGUUGGCAGAGGGCGAGAGCACGUCACAGCCAGUCGUGCAGUCAGCAGCACAGCCAACCCCCACGAAACACGCGCCAACCCCGUCGGCCUCGAUCAUUUGCGUGCCAGUACCAUCGGCCUCGGGUUCAACCUCCUCUCCGGCGCGAUCGGCUGCAAGCUCAGCCUCGGGUACACUGCGGCGUAAGCGAGUGCCGCUGGCUGCUGAAAGUACAUGUGCCCCUGGGUCUGACGAUCAUGACGAUGGCAACGGCGUCGCUACAAGCCCUGCUCCCUCAACAUCCAAGCGAACGGCAUCGGACGUCACGUGCACAGCUGCUGCUUCUUCAACAGCGGUUCAAGCAGCAGAGUCGCCUCUUCCCGCAGCAAAACGAGCAGCAUCAAGUGAUACGCGCACCGCUACCGUUGUCGCUACUGCUACCACUCGCUCUGAAGCCCCGGUAUCUGCUGCGGCUACGCCACCGAAUCGGCACAACGUCGCCCCAAUAUUUCGGCCGAAAUCGGGGACAAAAAAAAAAUAUCUGAUGAACUACGCGGCGGCUGACAAGUUUAUUGGCGUUCUGAAGUUGAUGGAUGAUUACUGCAUGCGAUGUACCAUUCGACAGGCGAAACCCGUCCUGAAGGCCGGGCAUCAAUGCGUAUCUAAUCGUGGUUGCAAGCGGUGUCACUUCGAAGGACACGAGACAAGACUUAAAAAAUGUUCAGUGCACCUCGCAUACCCCGACAGAGCCUGUUGCUACGCUUGUGGAAUGCCAAGGAAGAUUCGUGGAUGGGAUACAUGGGAUCACCGUUGCAGGCAGUCCCAGGGGCUGAAUUCGGGCCUGAGCUGUAUCCUCCUUUAUUCGGACUGUCAUCAGGGGCUGCGCGACCUGGCCCAGCGGAUGGGCUACAACUUGAAGGAAAUGACAUUGAAGGAUUUCGAUACGCGCGACUUGUUUGUCAAGUGGCUGUACUCGUCCGGUCCUUGUCCAUUUCCAGGGCGUGGGCAUUGGCGUCUUGUGGAAUUUGUGUUUGAAAGUGCGAGGAUCCUGCUCCCCAAUGAGGCGAAAGCCCAAGUCGGCCCCGACAGUUUUCGCUAA